This is a messenger RNA of Kuraishia capsulata CBS 1993, 3429 nucleotides long. RefSeq lists its product as uncharacterized. Lineage: Eukaryota; Fungi; Ascomycota; Pichiomycetes; Pichiales; Pichiaceae. The record is from RefSeq and is a predicted model, not a curated record. The coding region runs from base 1 to 3429 and encodes 1142 amino acids. Gene Ontology annotation, molecular function: ATP-dependent chromatin remodeler activity; ATP binding; hydrolase activity, acting on acid anhydrides, in phosphorus-containing anhydrides. The transcript has a single exon.
AUGACCAGAGAAAGGUUUUUCCAAGCGGAAGACCUUUUUCAGGAUUUUGGAGAGAAUUUUGGAGAGGAUUUUUAUGAAGUCAAAAAAGAAGAUUUCAUUGAUAGCGUUUCGCGGGCAAAGAGUACCUUGGAACCGGUAUCGAAACAACACAGCAAACCAAAACUCGACUUGUCGCCGCUAAAAAAAGAUAAACUCACGAGUUCGGUCCUUGAACGUUUUCCUGAUCUGACGAGUGAAGAUGUGGAAUUCUAUCUCGGAUUUACAUUCGCCGAAAACCCAUCCUGCGAUGAUGUCGCAGACGUGAUUGAAGCUUUCAACAAGAAUGGUUUAUCUGACCCCCGCGGAAUGGGAUUUAAUUUCUCUGAUCUCGAGUCUCAUUCCAAGCUGAAAGAAAAACUUACUGAAUAUUUCAUGCUCAAGAGAGCAAACAAGCGGUCCUUGGUGUUUCUGGGCUAUCUCAGCCCGGUGCGUGGCUGGUGCACAAGGUCUAUGUUUGGAAAACCUCUUGAGGCUCUCCAGGAAGUUCAUUUGACCAGAGAGGGCGAUUCUUCUGCAAAAUCGAAAAAGAAAAACCCGGAUAAAGGAACCAUCGUGAGGGUCUAUUCUGGGAAUCCAAAAGAGCCGAGAUCGCUGCGUGAGGUCGGAAGACUGACGGAGGAGUUUGCAUCAUAUAUUGCGCCGUUGAUGGAUCUGAACCUGGUGGUCUUCGAUGGAUUUUACGUCUAUCCUAACAAUAAACUGAGAAUGGGUGACACUUUUGAGCUGCGCAUUGAUUGCUAUUUGAAAGAAUCGCUUGAUCAGCCCUCUGACUUUGCUUCUUCUUUGAGAGAGGUAUACAGAAAACGUACUUACGACGACGCGAACCACGAGAAGGUUGUUCAUGAUCGUCAAAUGGCGCUCAACACACUUCUUGUCAAACUCAACUACCUCAAGGAGACCUCGACCAAGGACGCAUUUGCUCCGCAACGUGACACCCAUUCAGGAGCGUACAAGAGUGAGCUGACUCAGGAGAUUCCUUUCGGCUUGGGGAGCCAGAGAAGCCAGCAGAGUCAGUCGGACAGCCAAGUCAGUGCAAAUGGCUCUAUCGAUCUCACAUCAACUGCUAGCUUGAGAGACAGCACGUUCAACUUGAACCAACUCAAGGAAUUUUACAGAGUCACCCAGGAGUCAGCUUUUGGUGAAGAUUUCCCGGAAACAAACCCUCCCGCUGCUGAUUUCAGCUUAGAGCUUCGUCCAUACCAGAAAUUGGGACUUUCAUGGAUGUUGAAACGUGAACGGGAGUAUACACACAUCGGUUCUGGGAAUCUUUCAAACAGCCAAAACAAUGACUUCAUCAAAGAGCUAAUCGAAUCCGAAGAGGGUGCCAAUAAUCCACUAUGGACAAAGAUGGAGGGUCGCAACGGCACCCAACCCUUUUACUACAACAGGUUUUCGGGGGAAUUCUCAUCUAAAAAACCAACUGUCAAGUCCCUCUGUAAAGGAGGAAUAUUGGCAGACGAAAUGGGUCUUGGCAAGACCAUUACGACUCUUUCCUUGGUUUUCACUGUUCCGGAAGAUUCAUCUUUUGAUAAGACCCUAUCAUUCGAUAAGAAGUAUGCCUACAAGACCACGUUGAUUGUGGUGCCCAUGUCUCUCCUGAACCAAUGGCAGAACGAGUUUGAAAAGGCCAAUCUCAGAGAGGGUGUUGAGUGCAGAACCUACUAUGGAAAUCCCCAUUUCGACCUGGCAGCAGAGUGCUGCACCGACCAGGCCCCAAGAGUGUUGUUGACAACUUAUGGAACUAUCCAGAGCGAAUACAGUCGUAUGUCGAGGAAUUCCAUGUACGAGAGCAGUCUUUAUAAUAUGAAGUUCUUCAGAAUCGUUCUCGAUGAAGCUCACAAUAUCAGAAAUAAGCAGACCAAAACCACAAGGGCCAUGAAUGAUCUGGAAGCUUCGAGAAAGUGGCUGCUGACUGGUACCCCAGUUAUCAAUUCAUUGGACGAUCUUUAUCCUCUAGUCAACUUUCUCAAUGUUGAGCCUUGGUCCAGUUAUGCCCUUUGGAAGCACUUUGUGAAAGAUCCUUUUGACAAUAACAAGAACUUGGCCGGUGCUUUCAGCGUUCUCUCUACUAUCAUGGAACCUCUCAUUCUCAGAAGAACGAAGUUACAAAGGGAUAAAUACGGUAAACUGCUUAUUGAACUUCCCGAGAGAGAGGUGGUAUUUGAAAGGUUAUACUUCAAUGAGCAGGAAAACGCUAUGUAUGAGUGGAUGAAGAGACGUGCGGAGUUUUCUUUCAAAGAAAACAUGAACAGUGGGACUCUGAUGUCCAACUAUACUUCUAUUCUGACGCAUAUUCUCAGAUUGAGACAAGUGUGCUGUCAUUUGGACCUCAUCAAAACCACCAGGGAAGGUUUGGUUGAGGAGGAGGAAGGUGUCAUGUUGACCCAGAAGCUUCUGAUGAGCGAAAAAGAGGAGUUCGAAACCAAGGCACUCAAGAUUCUUGCGGAAGAAGAAGAAUCUGAAGCUUUCUCUUUAGACCGUCAAAUUGAGCUAAAGUCGGAAAUUAUGAGCGCAUACCCUAACUUUACUGAUACAGAAUGCUCCAUCUGUACGACUUCUCCGAUCGACGUUGAGAAAUGUGUCAUCACUGAGUGCAAGCAUUGUUUCUGUCUGGAGUGCCUAAUGGACCACUUUGAGUUCCAGAACAGAGCUGGAACUACCCCUACCACCGAUGGGUCAGAAGAUGUUGAUUCACCAUCUUUAAAGCCAAAGAAGAAUGUUCAGUGUCCAAAUUGUCGGUCCGUGAUUGACAAAAAGAGACUUUUUAGAACUAAGCCUCAGCUAGGAAAUGUUGAUGCUUUGAAGGAUGGAGUUGAAGCCGGAUAUACCCUUUAUCAUUUCAACCCAUAUGGAAGAUCCACUAAGAUCAACGCUUUAAUCAAGAAUCUGUAUCAAAUCAGAGAAGGCGAUCCUAAUGAAAGGGUGGUUAUUUUCUCUCAGUUCACAUCGUUCCUUGAUCUUAUUGAGUCAGAACUUCAGCAUUACCCCAAUGAGUUCGAGGUAUUAAAAAUGGAUGGUAGGGUUACUAUGAAGGGACGGCAGAGUAUCAUUGAAAAGUUCUCUGAUCCUGCUUCCAAGACGAAGGUGUCUGUUUUGCUCCUGUCUAUGAAGGUUGGAGGUGUAGGUCUGAAUUUGACUGUCGCCUCUAAGGCCUUCAUGAUGGAUCCAUGGUGGUCCCCAAGUAUGGAAGACCAGGCCAUCGAUCGUCUUCACAGAAUGGGUCAGCAGAACAACGUCAGAGUCGUGAGGUUUAUCAUGCGCGACUCUAUAGAGGAGAGGAUGUUGAAGAUUCAGGAAAGAAAGAAGCAAAUAGGUGAGGCUGUUGGCGUCGACGACGAAGAAAGACGCAAGAGGAGAAUUGAAGAAAUCCAGAUAUUGUUCGGGAAAUAA